CCAGCGUUGGUUAGAUGGUUUAGAGGAUUAAUGGCAGAAACUUUACAAUUUAUUCUCAUAUCAGUCCGAACACGACGUCACUGUGAAACUCUCUCUGUCAUACUUCUUCUUUCUGUUUCUCUCUCUCACACACACACACUCACACACACACACACACACACACACACACGUUCCUCACAGCAGAGCGACAGAUUUUUGUGUUUUUUUUCCUUCCUGCUGUUUGGAGGCUCCUCGGGGCAGUCAGAGCCGUGACCAUGCUUGCCGAGACUCAAUCCCAAAGUGAAGAUGAGACCAUGGUCCCUGUACUAACAUCCAAAAGAGCCAGUGAACUUCCAGUAAACGAAGUGGUGUGUGUUCUGCAGGCUGACCUGCAGUUUGGUCUCACUGACUCAGAGGUGAGCAGGAGAAGAGCGUAUCACGGUUGGAACGAGUUUGACAUCAGUGAGGAUGAGCCGCUCUGGAGGAAGUACCUGUCUCAGUUUAAAGAUCCUCUCAUCAUGUUGCUCCUGGCGUCUGCGGUGAUCAGUGUCCUGAUGCGUCAGUUUGAUGACGCCGUCAGCAUCACCGUGGCGAUCAUCAUCGUGGUUACUGUGGCCUUUGUACAGGAAUACCGCUCAGAGAAGUCCCUGGAGGAGUUGGGUAAACUGGUGCCUCCAGAAUGUCACUGUGUAAGAGAAGGGCGUCUGGAUCACAUGCUGGCGAGGGAACUCGUUCCUGGAGACACAGUUUGCCUCUCUGUGGGAGAGAGAGUCCCAGCUGACCUCCGCCUGUUCGAGGCAAUAGAUCUGAGUGUAGAUGAGUCCAGUCUAACUGGUGAGACGACACCCUGCUCUAAGACAGUCAUCCCUCAGCUGGUGAGCGGUGAUCUCACGUCCCGGAGCAACAUCGCCUUUAUGGGGACGCUGGUGUGCUCCGGCAAGGCCAAGGGAAUCGUUAUAGGUACAGGUGAGAGCUCCGAAUUCGGAGAAGUCUUCAAAAUGAUGCAAGCUGAAGAGUCUCCUAAGACUCCACUACAGAAGAGCAUGGAUGUUCUGGGGAAGCAGCUCUCACUCUACUCCUUCUGCAUCAUAGGUAUCAUCAUGCUGGUGGGGUGGCUGCAGGGGAAAAACAUCCUGGACAUGUUCACUAUAGGAGUCAGCUUGGCGGUAGCUGCCAUCCCAGAAGGCCUGCCCAUCGUAGUGACCGUCACACUUGCUCUGGGUGUGAUGAGGAUGGUGAAGAAACGAGCCAUUGUCAAGAAGCUGCCUAUAGUGGAGACACUCGGUUGCUGUAACGUGAUCUGCUCGGAUAAAACAGGAACUCUGACGAAGAACGAGAUGACGGUCACUCAGAUCUUCACCUCUGAUGGACAGCGUGCUGAGGUGACAGGUGUGGGCUAUAAUGGAGCUGGUGAGGUGCUGAUGGACGGGAAGGUGGUUCAUGGCUUCUCCAACAUCUCCAUCAGUAAACUCGUGGAGGCCGGCUGUGUGUGUAACGAUGCUGUAGUGAGGAACAACACACUGAUGGGUCGACCCACAGAGGGCGCUCUCAUUGCUCUGGCCAUGAAGGUGGGACUGGAAAGUGUACAGCAGGAGUUUGUGCGUUUAGAAGAGAUCCCGUUCUCCUCAGAGCAGAAGUGGAUGGCUGUUCGCUGUGUCCAUCGCACUCAGCAGGAGAAACCCGGAGUGUUUUUCAUGAAAGGAGCCUUUGAGAAAGUGAUUCAGUUCUGUAAGACGUACCACAGUAAAGGUGCAUCACUGCCGCUGAGUAACCAGCAGAGGGCACUGUACCAGCAGGAGAAGACCUACAUGGGCAGUGCAGGCCUAAGAGUACUAGCCUUCGCCUCAGGAGACGAAAUGAGUUCUCUGACGUACCUCGGUCUGGUCGGCAUCAUCGAUCCUCCAAGGUCUGGUGUUGGGGAAGCCGUGACCACGCUGGUCAGCUCUGGAGUGUCCGUCAAGAUGAUAACCGGAGACUCUCAGGAGACGGCUGUGGCCAUCGCAAAUCGUCUGGGUCUGUACGCUAAAGGAGCUCAGUGUUUGUCUGGAGACGAGGUGGAUGUCAUGGAUAUUCAGGAGCUCUCUCAGAUCGUCUCCAGGACGGUGGUGUUUUACAGAGCCAGUCCCAGACACAAACUGAAAAUAGUUAAGUCCCUGCAGAGCGUCGGUGCAGUGGUGGCGAUGACCGGCGACGGUGUGAACGACGCUGUAGCUCUGAAGGCGGCUGACAUCGGCGUGGCGAUGGGUCAGUCCGGGACAGACGUGUGUAAGGAAGCAGCAGAUAUGAUCCUGGUGGACGACGACUUCCAGACCAUCGUGUCAGCCAUCGAGGAGGGAAAAGGCAUUUACAACAACAUCAAGAACUUUGUGCGUUUUCAGCUCAGCACGAGUAUCGCGGCUCUCACUCUCAUCUCUCUGGCCACGCUGAUGAAUUUCCCGUCUCCUCUGAAUGCCAUGCAGAUCCUCUGGAUUAACAUCAUCAUGGACGGACCUCCAGCUCAGAGUUUGGGGGUGGAGCCUGUAGAUGGCGACGUGAUCCGUAAACCUCCACGAAACGUGCGAGACAGCAUCCUCACACGCAACCUGAUCGUGAAGGUGCUGGUGUCGUCCUUCAUCAUCGUCUGCGGUACACUCUUCGUCUUCUGGAGAGAGCUGCGGGACAAUGAGAUCACACCACGUGACACCACCAUGACCUUCACCUGCUUCGUCUUCUUUGAUAUGUUCAACGCUCUCAGCUCUCGCUCAGAAACCCGUAUGGUACAUGAGAUAGGUUUGUGUAGUAACAAGACGUUCUGCUUUGCUGUUCUUGCCUCCAUCAUGGGGCAGUUGCUGGUCAUUUACUUCCCUCCACUACAGAAAGUCUUUCAGACUGAGAGCCUCAGCAUUCUAGAUCUGCUCUUCCUGGUCUGCUUGACGUCCUCCGUGUGCUUCGUGUGUGAACUCAUAAAGAUGAUGGAGAGGUGCAGAGGAGGAAGAGGAGAAAAAGAGAAAGAGGAGUGUAACUCUUUCCAUGACGUAUGACGAACGUUGCUUCUCUGUGAGGAGCGCGUGGUGUCGUCUUGUGUCGGGGGCGGGGUUUAGGGGUAUAUCUGUGGGGUUUCCAGGGGAUUCGGGGGGUUUCGAGUUUAUCGGAUUUGCACUGGCUCGUCCACGUCUCGGACUUCAUCUCGGAGCAAAAGGAGAGGUCGAAGGUCAUCCUUUUAUCAGAGUGGAUGUGAGUGCUGAGGGAGGAGCCGAACCCCGUCUCGGACCUCAGCAUGCUGCUUUAAGACUCCACUAUGACUCCUUAAUGUCAACAAAGCUUAUUAAUCAGACUCUGUGGCUGUUGAUGUCUCCUGAUUAUUCUUUUAUUAUUCCUGUCUCUCUCUCUCUCUCUCUCCAGGCUCUCUCUCUGUCUCUCUCUGUCUCUCUCUGUCUCUCUCUCUCUCUCUCUCUCUCUCUCUCUCCAGGCUCUCUCUCUGUCUCUCUCUGUCUCUCUCUCUCUCUCUCUCUGUCCCUCUCUCUCCCUCUGUCUCUCUCUCUGUCUCUGUCUCUCUCUCUCUCUCCCUCUCUCUCUCUCCCUCUCUCUCUCCCUCCCUCUCUCUCUCUCUCCCUCCCGCUCUGUCCCCCUCUCUCUCCCUCCCUCUCUCUCUCCCUCUCCCCUCCCCCUCUCUCCCUCUCUCCCCCCCUCUCUCCCUCCCUCCCCCUCCCCCUCUCUCCCCCCCUCCCCCUCUCUCUCCCUCCCUCGCUCUCUCUCUCUCUCUCCCUCUCUCUCUCCCUCUCCCCCUCUCCCCUCCCCCUCCUCCCCUCUUCCUCUCUCUUUCUUCCUCUCUCUCCUCUCUCUUCCUGUUGCUGGUUGUAGUUUUGUGGAACAAUAUGGAUGAUGCCUCUUUUACAUUCUGGCAACUCGCACUUAAAUAAUCAUGUCAGCUAGGCAUGUGUCAAUAAUAUUGGUUUUCCAUCAGUGACAGAUCCGGUACAUAGACGUGAAACGCAUUAAUAUGAUAAACUGUAAUGAGGAACACGGUCACAUGCCCCACCCUGUCACCCCAGUGCCACAGGAGAGAUUUAUAUAUAUAUAUAUAUUAUAUCCUGUCUGACACGGCCGACCACUAAUUUAUUAUUAUUAUUAUUUCUUCAAACGGUUAAAAUUGAAACUUUACUCCCAAGAAGGCGAUUAGACAAUAUAUCCUAAGCAUUAUUUCUGCACUGUUUCACUGAGACGGAAGUGACGACACGUUCAGCACUGAGAUGAAAACAAUCCUGUAAUGAUUUUAAACCGAGCUUUAAAGCGGAGCAGCUAAAGUUACUACACCGUGAUGUUUAUUAGAAACAUUAAAUCUGCCUGGAUUUAAAUCCACAGAGGAUCAGAGACGUGUCUCUGCACGUGUCCACGUCUUUAACUGCCACUUUAUAAGGACGACGUAAAUGAUGUCUGACUCGACCAAAAUGUUUACUCUGAAUUAAAAUAUCCUCGAUAAUAAGCUCAGAAAUAACUGACGUGUUAUAGUUUAUUAUAUUAAGUGUGAACACUGGAUCUUUAGUGAUGAAUGUUAUUGGACGUCAGUCGCUUUUAAUUUCUAGCAGUUUGCUCUGACUCCUCCCCCACCGUUUUGGCCCCGCCCCCACAAACGCUAAUAGUAAGGUUACAGUGGAAGUAACACAGUUAGAAACUCUUACUGCUACUUUACAAAUUUAUACAGAAAUGUCAUUAUGGAGGAAAUAUUUUGGCUGAGAAAAACGUCAAUAAAACGUGUCUGUGUUUGGAGUGAAGGACAACAGCACUGGGUGUCACUGGGUUCUGAUAUGGCUUUGCUUUAGUUUUGUUUGGGACUUCUGUAGACCAGAGUGUAACCCUUUAGUGUGUGUGUGAGUGUGUGUAUGGUUGAGGAAGUUAUCUGUUUUUUUUUUCCGACAAGAUUUUUUAUCAGUUAGCAAUGCUAUCAGUUACAUUUUUUUUAAUCCUAUUGUUAUUUAAGGUUUUUUUUUAUUUUAUUUGAUCAAAACCAUAAAUUUACGCAGCAAACUAAACAGAGUAAAAGUCAAACUCUCAGUCGAUGUAGCUGCUGUUACUGCGCACAAGCCGAAGAGCCCACACACUGAUUACAACCAUCCUCAUUCCGUUGAUGAUGUAAAUGUCUGUCUGUGGUCCAGGGGAUUAUUGGUGAUGCCUAGUUGACAGCAGCGAGCAGCUCUUCUCAGCUCCACACACCUUUCUUCAUAUUGAGGAACGAUACACUGAAUUUGUGCAGUCUGUUAUGUUGUUAUUUCUUUCCUCUUUACAGCAGUGUGUUUAAACGCUACCUUUGUUCUUAUUCACCAAUCACUGAAGAAGUAGUGACUUUGUUUUACACCAUGUUCUUGGGUCAGUGUAAGUGUUUAUUGGGUUUUUUUUUCCCCUGAGAGUGAACUGGUCACAACCGAAAUGGAAUUUGGGUGUUAUUAUUAAUUUUUAUUAUUUAAUUUAUUUUCAGUUAUGCACAAUUGAAGUUCAUGAUCUGUGUUUGCUGUUUCACAACAUGAUUGUACAUUAAAAUUUCUACAAAUCUUUAACAGAA
Messenger RNA from Tachysurus vachellii, 5515 nucleotides. It is a transcript of the gene atp2c1, whose product is annotated as ATPase secretory pathway Ca2+ transporting 1. Gene Ontology annotation, molecular function: P-type calcium transporter activity; ATP hydrolysis activity; ATP binding. The coding region runs from base 255 to 2999 and encodes 914 amino acids. Gene Ontology annotation, biological process: intracellular calcium ion homeostasis; calcium ion transmembrane transport; manganese ion transport. The record is from RefSeq and is a predicted model, not a curated record. NCBI's taxonomy places the organism in Eukaryota, Metazoa, Chordata, Actinopteri, Siluriformes, Bagridae. Gene Ontology annotation, cellular component: endoplasmic reticulum; plasma membrane; Golgi membrane. The transcript is spliced from 27 exons.